This is a messenger RNA of Penicillium alfredii, 903 nucleotides long. RefSeq names its product phosphotransferase enzyme family protein. NCBI's taxonomy places the organism in Eukaryota, Fungi, Ascomycota, Eurotiomycetes, Eurotiales, Aspergillaceae. Bases 1 to 903 code for a protein of 300 amino acids. The transcript has 5 exons. The record is from RefSeq and is a predicted model, not a curated record. Gene Ontology annotation, cellular component: mitochondrion.
AUGGAUAACGAGUCCGAGGUGUUUGCGAAGCUCCCUAACCCAAACGCCGGGCCUGCACAUUUCACCGUCGCGUCUAAGGUGGCUACACGCGAGCUGCGUCGUGAUAUAUUCAAUGUUCCUAUUGAGGCUAAGUAUGUCAUCGAGGAAAAAACACCCGGUGUACGGCUUGGCUCGGUCUGGAAUCAGUGGCCUCGAGAAUUGAAGCUCCAAUUAAUCACUCAGGUGGUUGAACUCGAGAAUACCUUGACUACUAUCACCUUCGAUAGUCAAAUUAAGGAGCUCCCCGAUGAUGGUCUCGCACUUCUCGAGAAAUAUAUCGACGUGGCUCCCUACCUUGUUCCGGCGCCGACCGACAACGAAUCGGGAUAUACCAAUGUUUUAUGGCAUCCUGAUCUCCACUUAGACAACAUUUUUGUGGAUCCAGACACUCAUCAAACCACCCGUAUUGUGGACUGGCAAUUCGCAUCCGUGGCGCCUCUCUUCUACCAGUCUAGUGUUCCAAGACUGUGUAGGCAUCCUGGCCCUAUUCGGGAGGGCUGGAUUGUUCCUCAAAGGCCGGACGAGUUCGAGAGGCUCAGUGAGAGCGAACAGAAGCGAAUCGAUACCGACUUAAAGAGUGAAACUCUCCACAAAUACUACGAGGCUCAGCUUCAGGCAAAGGAGCAAGAAAACAUCAACGGCAUAGGGCACAUGUUAACAUUGUUUCGCGACCAAGCGGUCCUCCCCGUGGAUGGCAUGGUUGAUCCUCAAGACUUUAACGCUGCCCGUGAGAACUGCCGCAAGUUCAAAGACAUUUUCGUUGCACUGGGCAAGGAUGAUGAUGAGAGGGAAUUGUUUCGGAAUCUAUGGCCUUAUGAAGAUUCUGAGGCUGGGGUUUUAUGCGGCAGCCAACGUGACAGUUGA